AUGGGAGAAAAGCAGUGCCAGGAGCAAAUGCGCGAUAAAGCGAAGCAUGCUGCUGAUGAAGCAGCCAAUAAAGUUUGUGAAAUGCGCGAAAAAGCAGGAAAUGAACAUCCGAAUGCUCUUAUGAAAAAUUCUUUUGAAUUUUCACUCACUGAAACAAUAAUUCACUACGGUGCCGCAAACACCAUGUUCGAAAUAGAGAAAAAAGGAGGGAACAUUGAGCGACAAGAUGCACGAGAUGGCCAAAGACGUGAAGCGCUGAGUUACCUGGUUGCAGUAUGUGUCAUCUUCGUCGUCAUCUUUCAUAUCAUACCUCAGUAUCGUCAAAAUUCGUUGAAAUUGUUUUGUACGGUACACCAUCUGCUACCUGAAAUCCGAUAUCGCGCAGCUCUCAUUUUGCCUAUUUGCAUCAUUGCUUUGGCCAAUACUGCUUCGCCCGGUGGCCAGCUUGUUGGCGGUCCUGACAUUCGUUUUGUCUCUGAAGACUCAUCAGCUCAACGCUUCUUCUAA
This is a messenger RNA of Gongylonema pulchrum, 507 nucleotides long. The record is from the annotation of a GenBank genome assembly. NCBI's taxonomy places the organism in Eukaryota, Metazoa, Nematoda, Chromadorea, Rhabditida, Gongylonematidae.